UAUGAUUAAAUGCCAAACCCAAAAAUACUAUUUGUUAAUUCCUAAAUAACACCGUUUGAAGGGAAUGCAGGAGCACAUCGUUUUGAGACUGUCAAAGUAGCCAAAAAUGCAAUCACUAAUCUUAUUAAUACUAAUCCUGAAAGAAUAGCUAUUAUCAAUCCUGAUGCAUUUUAAUAUAGAAGAUAAACAGAAAAUUCAAUGAAAUAAACAAAGGACUAGAUUAAAGCCAGUUUGGUUUAAUUGUUGCCAUGUUUAGAAAACUAUUUCUAAAUCAGUGAAGUCGAUCCAAAAGAUGAUUUAUUCUAUGCCAAUUCAAUAUUUUGGAGUACUCUGAAAAAUGAUGAAAGGGAAAGAGAUAACAAGGUAUUAAGUGAAAUCUUAGAAGAAAUAAUUUUACCUGAUUCUAUAUUAACCGAAAUCGAAAUAUAAUUUUAAAACUCUGGAUUACUUAGUUCUCUAACAAUGGAUCUUGAUAGAUAAAGAAGAAGAAGAAAUGAAGCAACUUACUUAUAAUAAUUCAUGUUUUUAAGGACAAAAUUAAAUAUUGAAAAAACUAGGUGGUUAUAAAACAUUAUUGAAUUAGCUGAUUAGUACAUCAACGAAUAGAGACAAUUUUUACAGGAAACCUAUGUUUAUUUAGAAGAGACAAGAGAAUAGCUAAUUACUAACAAUAUGAAUAAUUAAUUGAAAUUAUAUUUACAAUAGGAUUAGGGUUUUGAAAAUCAAGAAUUAAAGCAAGAAUUUGAGGAUAUUAGAUAAAGAUUGUUUUUGCCGAAUUCAAAUUUUUUUGCAACAUAGAUCAUUGCAUUAUGA
This is a messenger RNA of Paramecium octaurelia, 813 nucleotides long. NCBI's taxonomy places the organism in Eukaryota, Ciliophora, Oligohymenophorea, Peniculida, Parameciidae. The record is from the annotation of a GenBank genome assembly.